CACACCAUGCCAUGCCUUGUUUGCUCCCCUCUUGCUUUCUCGCAGUCAAACCACACCGCUUGUGCGACGAAGCUCACAACCCACAGACCAGCAGCAGCAGGUAAAGCCCCAGGCUACGCCAUCCCCCCUGCCAGGUACCCCCGCUUUGCAGGUGAAUACUCACACCCCCUGCACCCUUUUCGAAGGAGGGAUUGAAGCGCGCUGGUCGGAUACGAGCAGGCCCACCAAGUGAAUGGACGAAAACCAGCUAAGUACCCUCUCCUCCAUCUCCUCCGUGCACCCACCCACGCCUGCGCGCCACACCCAUGCCAUGCUCCCGUCAUGCUUUUUUGCCUUCGAACCACACCGCUUGUGCAACGAAGCUCACAAUCCACAGACCAGCACCAGCAGGUAAAGCCCCACGUUAAGACCCAGGUUAAGACCCAGGUUAAGACCCAGGUUAAGACCCAGGUUAAGACCCAGGUUAAGACCCAGGUUAAGACCCAGGUUAAGACGCAGGUUAAGCCACCCCCUUAGCAGGUACCCCUCCUUGCAGGUAAAACUCUUACGCCCCCCCACACCCGCUGGUCUGUGGAUUGGCGCUGCAGUUGCACAAGCGGUGCUCCCCCCCCCUCGUUUUCUUUCCAGUCGUGCACGCGUUCUUCACUCCUGCCGCUCCACUCCUCACAUUGCCCUCGCUUUUCUCCCGCACCCACUGACUUCCCUUCCUUCCUCCCGCCUCCCCCUUCCCCUCUCGCAGGUCACCUGGAUUCGAAGCAGCAGCAGCAGCAGCAGAAGCAGCUGAAGCGGCUGAAGCAGCAGUAGGGGGGGCUAGGUAGCUAGAGGUCAGGCUAGUGUAAGAGAGGAGGUACCAGGUGAGGUGAGGUAUGGCAUGGCAUGGUGUGGCAUGUGCUUGGUCAUGCGUCACACCCCUCCCUCCAUCUCCUCCCCCCACCAGGCGUGCUUCUGCGAUCGUGGGCUCAUGGCUACUCAGAGCACAAGGAGAACGAGGUGCCCCCCCCCCCUCACCCCCCCUCUCCCUCCAUCUCCGCCCCCCACCAGCUGUGCGCUCCAUGCAUGGGCAAGGCACAGGCGCGGCUGCUGCUCACAGCAGGAGCGAAGGAGUUCCCUCACUCACCACCCCUUCUCCCUCUCCUCUCCCCCCCCCACCAGCUGUGCGCUCCACACAUUGGCCAGGCAAGGGCUUGGCUGCUGCUCACAGCGGGAGAGGAGGAGUCUCCCCACUCACCACCCCCUCCCGCUCUCCUCUCCUCCCACCACCAGCUGUGCUCCUCCAGGCCAGAGGCGUGGACGCUCACAGCACGGUGGAAAGUGUGUGGCACGGCAGUCGUUCCUCAAGUACCCAUACUGGCGUAUCGUAUAAUGGAACCGGCCAGAGCCGUGCGCGCUGGCUCUGGUUGGGAGUCCCCUCCUACGACGCUUUCGUAAGCGGGAUUUGAGUCUUGGGCCGCCCGUGCACUUUCCACUGCCACUCCUUGCCCCACAAGGCAGAGCCUUGGGGGGUGCUGUUUCCCAGGGGAGGUACCCCCCUGGGAGUUGAAACCCCUUUACACCACGAUGAGCUGGAGCCAACAAUGUGAGGUGAGAGUGAGGUGGGAUCAACCCAUAAGGUGGGUGAGUGAGAGUGAGUAGUAGGCUGAAGCCCUGAGAGUGGAUGUGAGGGGGGCUGACACCCUUGAGGGUUUAAACCCCUAGGAAUAAAGCCCCCAAGCGGGGAUCAGACCCUGAGGUGGGUGAAUGAGUGAGAAGGGGGCUUUACCCCCAAAGGCGAGUGAGUGGAAGGGAAGGGUUGAGCCUAGAGCUCCACAUGAUGGGCAGCAAAUUAUGAUGCCCCACGUGUUGCCUGAUGCUAGACGCCCGAUCAUGUGGGUUCUUUGGCUCACCCCUUUCCAGUGUGAGGCAAGGCAGGCAAGGGAGGGGGUUUCAGACCCCAAGUUACAAGGUGAGGCAAGGGAGGGGGUUUCAGACCCCACGUUACAAGGUUAGGCAAGGGAGGGGGUUUCAGACCCCAAGUUCCAAGGUGAGGCAAGGGAGGGGGUUUCAGACCCCAAGUUACAAGGUGAGGCAAGGGAGGGGGUCUCAGACCCCAAGUUGCAAGGUGAGGCAAGGGAGGGGGUCUCAGACCCCAAGUUGCAAGGUGAGGCAAGGGAGGGGGUUUCAGACCCCAAGUUACAAGGUGAGGCAAAGGAGGGGUUUCAGUCUCUAAGUUACAUUAUGAGGCCAGAUAGGGGCUCUCACACCCAGACUGUAAGUUGAGUGGGAAGGGUGGGCUUCAGACUUCAACUCACACCCCGACUGUAAGUUGAGUGGGAAGGGUGGGCUUCAGACUUCAACUCACACCCCGGCUGUAAGUUGAGGGGGAAGGGUGGGCAGUGGGAUGUGGGAUAGUGAUUGCAAGGUGGGGACAAGGGGUUGAAACCCCAGGGUAUGAUGGGUGGGUUCAAGGAGGUGGCACGAGGGUUGAAAACCCAGUGUAUUUUUGCAGGUUGAUGAUGAUAUGCCAUGUGCAUCAAUCAGGGUAUGGUAAGACGAUGUGACCACGGUGAUCAUGCCUUGACCCCAGCCAAGGGGUUGGAGCAUGAUGGUGAUCAUGCGCCACUGAUGUGAUGAGCAGGGGGCACAUGGAUGAGCAGGGGCACAUGGAUGAGCAGGGGCACAUGGAUGAGCAGGGGCACAUGGAUGAGCAGGGGGCAGAUGGAUGAAUAGGGCACAUGGGAUGAACAUGGGUGUGUUGGGGCCCCCAGGCCAAAUUUCAUAUCAUCUGGAUUGGCUUGGGUGGAUUUGUCCGAGUUGGCAACCCUUCAGCACGACCUUGUUGGAAGUAGGAUUUAGUGCAACGGUACGUUUGUAUAUAUGAGUAAUACUUUGAAGUUUUCAUU
Messenger RNA from Closterium sp. NIES-67, 2879 nucleotides. NCBI's taxonomy places the organism in Eukaryota, Viridiplantae, Streptophyta, Zygnematophyceae, Desmidiales, Closteriaceae. The record is from the annotation of a GenBank genome assembly.